AUGCUUCUCAUGAACGAAUUCUUUGCCAAACUAUCGCAAGACGCUGGAGUCACUGAAAUAUCGAUUGUGAGUGAUGGAGCCAUCACACCACGAUCCUGUGCCAGUCGUCGUCAGCAGCCUCAUUCCACGUCACCUUCACGACGCCGAACUAACAGCAAUACUGUUACUGCCAAGAAGGAUGGAAAGCAACAAAAGUUUGUGCCUAGUCAACAACAUACGGAUAGUGCACCGCCUAGCUAUCCGUCCCGUAAUCGGGUGGUAGCUAGUAGUAGUAUUCAUAAGACUAGUGGUGCUGGAAAGCAGAAGGAAUACGAAAAUGGUUGCGUGGAACAACCAUCACCACCAUCACCACAGACCAGUCGUUGGCACGAUUCAAGCAAGAACAGUGAGGCACUCAACAGUACUAUUCGAUCAUCAAUAUCAUCAUCAUCAUCAACAUCAUCAUCAACAAUAACAUCAACCACAAGACCAGGCUUUGAGGCUUCAAUCAUGCCAAAUCGUUCAGCAUCUGCAACAACUACACAGAAUAAUAAUAUGAAGACAACACCAACAACCACAACAACAGUGCCAGUGACGAUACAACCACCAAUGGCACCUAGACGGAAACAAAGCAUUGAUGAAACACUUCCAGAAGAUAUGUAG
This is a messenger RNA of Cylindrotheca closterium, 642 nucleotides long. Lineage: Eukaryota; Bacillariophyta; Bacillariophyceae; Bacillariales; Bacillariaceae. The record is from the annotation of a GenBank genome assembly.